Molecule: messenger RNA, 1197 nt
Organism: Beta vulgaris subsp. vulgaris (sugar beet)
Lineage: Eukaryota; Viridiplantae; Streptophyta; Magnoliopsida; Caryophyllales; Amaranthaceae
Product: homeobox-leucine zipper protein ATHB-12
Exons: 2
Coding region: 36-773 (245 amino acids)
Biological process (GO): positive regulation of DNA-templated transcription
Cellular component (GO): nucleus
Molecular function (GO): sequence-specific DNA binding; DNA-binding transcription factor activity, RNA polymerase II-specific
Source: RefSeq, a predicted model, not a curated record
GAGUUGUUUUCACUAAUUAAAACCAAAAAAAAAAAAUGAUGAUGAUGCAAGGAAGAGAAACCUCCCCAGAAGCAACAGAAGCUGAUAUCGAGGUUGAGCCCUUGAGUGCUGAAGAUGAGCUACCAACCACAAGGAAGAGGAAGAGCAAGAACAAGAGAAGGUUUAGCGACGACCAAGUUAAAUCACUUGAAACUAUAUUUGAAUCAGAAACAAAACUCGAGCCGAGAAAGAAGGUACAAGUGGCUCGAGAGCUAGGCCUGCAACCUCGACAGGUUGCUAUAUGGUUCCAAAACAAACGAGCUAGGUGGAAAUCGAAGCAGAUUGAAAAGAAUUACAGAGUACUCAAAAACAGCUAUGACAAUCUAAAAGCUCGACUAGAAGUCAUCAAGAAAGAGAGAGAAUCCCUGCAAGAACAGUUGCAAGAACUACGUAGACUGUUAGAGAAAUCCCACGAUAGAGACAAUGGAUGCGAGGAUUUUGUGGACAACAGUCAAAAAAUGAGCAGAGAAAAUGGGCAACCUGAUGCAGGAUUAACAGCAAAGUCAAGCGACUUGCAGGAAGAAAUGGACAACCAAGGAGUCCUAUAUUCAGAUGAUGAUAGAAGUGGAACCAUAGCAUAUUUCAGGCAGGAAGAAUCCGAACUUCUGAAGAUAAGCGAAAACAUAGAUGGUUCAUUAAUAUCACCGCCACCAGUGAAAUGGUGCAGUUUUGAUGCCGGAACUCUCUUUGACCAGACAAGUAGUAGUUCCCACUGGUGGGAUUCCUGGACCUGAUAUGAUCUUAAAAAAUGGCCAGAAAUGGAAUGUUUGAAAGACCUGUUCUUUUGAUUGGAGAUGAUAGCAAGGAAAAUUCAGUUGGCAAUCAGCCAAUGUGGUGAGUCUUAGAAGUAACGAGGGUUUACUCAUCCACAGUAGCUUGGUGAUGUCGCUGGCAAAGACAAAAUAAGUAGCAUGUGAUUGAUACGGUGAUCAGUGUUUUGUGAAUUAUGUGAAUGCAUGAACGUGUGAGCAUCUGUGUGUCUGACUAGAAAUCAGAGUUAGUUUGUAGAACAUAUCUUAGAAAUUGAGUAUGUAAAGAUUGUAAACUAGUGCAAUGAGAAAAGAGAAUAAUUCAACAAAUGAGCAUGGAUCUAGCAGCUUAAACUGUGUUACAACAAUGUGAAAUACAAAAGGGUUGCAUUAUAUACCUUGAUAUUCA